Molecule: messenger RNA, 804 nt
Organism: Trichoderma aggressivum f. europaeum
Lineage: Eukaryota; Fungi; Ascomycota; Sordariomycetes; Hypocreales; Hypocreaceae
Exons: 1
Coding region: 1-804 (267 amino acids)
Molecular function (GO): peptidyl-tRNA hydrolase activity
Source: RefSeq, a predicted model, not a curated record
AUGGGCAGCUCAGCCACACCUGGAAAAUCCAUCUUCCGCCACUCUGCACAGCGCGUCUCACGUGAGAGCCAUCAAUUCAACUUUUCCUUGCUUGUUUCCAUCCAGAUCCAAAUCCGGUUCAUGAUUUGCAAGCGGGAGCGGAACCGGCGGGGAUUCUUUGAGUUUCUGCUCGAUGCGGAAAGCAUGUUCAGCCCUCGAUUCCUCAUCGUCAGCCUCGGGAAUCCAUUGCCAAAGUACGAGAGUCUACAUUCGGCCGGCCACUUUGUCCUCCAUGGCCUCGCAAAGACGCUUCACCUGCCGGCCUUUCGCGAGGUGACGCUGGGCAGGCAGUCUUGCUUGGUAUCUCAGGGCCCAAAGUACAUUCUCGUGCAGUCUCCGACGUACAUGAACGUCUCCGGAGGCUUUGUGGCGAGUGCGUGGCAGGAAACCGCCCGGAAAUACGGUGCCGAAUCACUCGGCCUAGUCAUUGUUCACGAUGAGCUAGAAAAGGACUUUGGGGUGGUCAAGCUUCUGCCGUGGGACCGCAGUCCGCGUGGGCACAACGGCGUCAAGAGCGUGAGAGGCUCGUUAUCGCAGAAAAGGUAUCCGGAGUCACCCUUUGCCCGCAUUGCCGUCGGCAUCGGGCGUCCUGAGGAGCGAGAUGCAGCUACGGUGAGCCGUUAUGUGCUCAAUAAAAUCUCUCGUGAGCACCGAACGACGUUAGAGGAAGAAACGCCUUGGGAUGUCGCAAAACGUCUCAUGGAACUGGAGAACCAGUGGAGGAUUGAUGUCCAGGGCGGUUCGGGAGGAACCACAGAGCCAUGA